AUGAUAAAUAGUUGUAAAAAUAAAAUGCGUAUUCGUUUUAAAGAAUUUAAUGGUGUUGCUAUAUGGAAAUGGAUAGCGAAUGAUGAUAGUUGUGGUAUAUGUCGUAUGCCAUUUGAUGCGUCGUGUAGUGAAUGUCGAUAUCCGGGUAAUGAUUGUCCGGUAUUACACGGUGAAUGUAGUCAUUGUUAUCAUGAACAUUGUAUUAAAAAAUGGAUUAAUUCACAACAGACAAAUAAACUAUGCCCAAUGUGUCGACAAGAAUGGAAAAGUGUACCUUAA
Didymodactylos carnosus is the source of this 279-nucleotide messenger RNA. The record is from the annotation of a GenBank genome assembly. Lineage: Eukaryota; Metazoa; Rotifera; Eurotatoria; Philodinida; Philodinidae.